UAAAUUGAUAAAAAGUUCAACUGUUGUAAUGUAUGUUUACUCAGCCGUGUGGAAACCUCUAAUAAAAUGCAGUAAAGGUAAAAAUUUACUGAUCGAAGAGGAGACAUAUAAACCACAUAAAAUGUCUGAUUAAAUGGAUGUUACGAAUAUACCGGUAAAUGCAUGUGAUCUCUCCUGUUUAAAUGAAAACAUCCCAUAUUGGUGUCGCCCAAGAAAAUUUUCUGAACAGAAGUCGAAAGUCGUCAAACGAUAGUGGAAUUCCACUUGAUUUUACACACGGAAAUGGAGAAAGACUCAUCCGUAGAUAGAAUAACACAAGCUUUAUCACGGCUUAAAUCGGACUUGGAGGAUAUACGGAAUCAAGAUGUCAAGCUUAUGAAACAACUUUUAGCCAUCAAUAGUGCCAUAACAUCUAUCACGAAUCCAAGAACGAGAAAUCCCAUUGCAAGGAGUGCUACCUUUAGUUGUUCAGGAAAGAAACGCCCAGCUCUCAAAUAUCUAAAGAAGAGAGCUCAUGAUGACGUCAUGUGUAAUCUCAGAAACCCACUGGUCCGAUAUGGAAGUGAACCUCUAGUUGUCGAUGACGAAAUAGACAACAAUGGUUCCAUGGACUCCAUGGAAGAUUUAAAUGCCGAAUCAACCCCCGUGCUUCCGUUAUCUUCGUCUUUCAACGGAAAAGGAAGUGCUAUACCACUGAUGAGUUCUCUGUUGGAGGAAGACGAACUUGAUGACGCAAAGUAUCAUGCGAUUCUCAUGAAAAAUAUAAGGCUCUGGAAGCAGUCAAAGAAAUAUUCGCAAAAUUCAAAGGCUUCAAAUUCAGAUGUAAUCGAUAAAACAUGAAUUCGAAGAAAUCAUUUGCGUGUAUUUAAAUAAAAAAA
This is a messenger RNA of Saccostrea cuccullata (small rock oyster), 878 nucleotides long. RefSeq lists its product as uncharacterized. The transcript has 2 exons. The record is from RefSeq and is a predicted model, not a curated record. The coding region runs from base 283 to 840 and encodes 185 amino acids. Lineage: Eukaryota; Metazoa; Mollusca; Bivalvia; Ostreida; Ostreidae.